This is a messenger RNA of Solea senegalensis (Senegalese sole), 1388 nucleotides long. RefSeq names its product 4-hydroxyphenylpyruvate dioxygenase a (gene hpda). The transcript is spliced from 14 exons. Gene Ontology annotation, cellular component: Golgi membrane; endoplasmic reticulum membrane. Gene Ontology annotation, molecular function: lactoylglutathione lyase activity; metal ion binding; 4-hydroxyphenylpyruvate dioxygenase activity. The record is from RefSeq and is a predicted model, not a curated record. Lineage: Eukaryota; Metazoa; Chordata; Actinopteri; Pleuronectiformes; Soleidae. The coding region runs from base 63 to 1250 and encodes 395 amino acids. Gene Ontology annotation, biological process: L-tyrosine catabolic process.
CCAGACACUGAUUUGCAUCUCUCUCUUUUUCCUCUGGACUGUGGCUCAUCUAUAAUCACAGCAUGACAAGCUACACAGAUAAAGGCGAAAAGCAUGCAAGAGGAAAGUUUGUCAGGUUUCAUCACAUCACUUUCUGGGUCGGCAAUGCCAAACAGGCAGCUUCAUUCUACUGUGAUAAAAUGGGCUUUGAGGCUUUGGCCUACAAGGGUCUGGAGACCGGCAGCCGAGAGACAGUGUCUCAUGUCAUCAGACAGGACAAGAUUAUAUUUGUAUUCGAGUCUCCGCUAAAUCCUGGAAAUGAAGUGAUGGGAGAACACUUAACGAGGCACGGAGACAGCGUCAAAGACAUCUCUUUCCAAGUGGAAGACUGUGACUUCUUAGUCAAGACAGCCAAAGAGCGGGGAGCCGUGAUUGUGAGGGAACCAUGGGUGGAGCAGGAUCAGCACGGGAGGGUCAAGUAUGCUGUGGUUCAGACAUAUGGAGAUACAACACACACACUCAUCGAAUACCUGGGACCAUACAAAGGUGCUUUCCUGCCCAGCUACAAAGAGCCUCUGUUUAGGGAUCCUCUGUUACCCACACUUCCACCCACAGGUUUGAAGUUCAUCGAUCACAUUGUGGGAAACCAGCCAGAUGACCAAAUGUUGCCAAUUUCAGACUGGUACCUGAAGUGUUUGCUGUUCCACCGGUUCUGGUCCAUAGAUGACAAGCAGAUCCACACAGAGUUCAGCUCACUGAGGUCCAUCGUGGUCACAAACUAUGAAGAGACCAUCAAGAUGCCCAUCAAUGAACCUGCCAUGGGGAAGAAGAUAUCACAAAUCCAGGAAUAUGUGGACUAUAACGGUGGAGCAGGUGUUCAACACAUCGCACUCAACACAUCCAACAUUAUCCAGAGUGUAGUGAACCUGCGAGCCCGAGGGGUAGAGUUCCUUGCAGCACCUGACAGGUACUACGAAACCCUACGGGCCAAUCUCAGCAAAGCCAAGAUCAAGGUGGUGGAGGACCUAGACCGUAUACAGCAACUGAAAAUUUUAGUUGACUUCGAUGACAAGGGAUAUCUCCUGCAAAUCUUCACUAAACCUGUGCAGGACAGACCAACCCUUUUCCUGGAGGUCAUUCAGCGGAACAACCACUUUGGCUUUGGAGCAGGAAACUUCAAGUCUCUCUUUGAGGCCAUUGAGAAGGACCAAGAAGCCCGAGGCAACCUCACUGUGCUGACACCUGAGGGACAGGCCAGAAACUUAUACUGAUCCUGCAGCACCACAAUCACACUGUCAUACAUGCAUCUACAUUUCAUAUCAAACAUACAUCAUACAGCGCAAAACAUCCACAUGUGACAUGAAGCUGUCAGUAGACUGCAUACAGCUAAAUAAACAAACUCAUUUUCA